This is a messenger RNA of Lineus longissimus, 1223 nucleotides long. RefSeq lists its product as uncharacterized. The transcript is spliced from 8 exons. The record is from RefSeq and is a predicted model, not a curated record. The coding region runs from base 15 to 1106 and encodes 363 amino acids. NCBI's taxonomy places the organism in Eukaryota, Metazoa, Nemertea, Pilidiophora, Heteronemertea, Lineidae. Gene Ontology annotation, molecular function: metallopeptidase activity.
CCGAUGUCCGAGAGAUGUUCUAUAAGAAGUAUACUCGAUUCGGUCUUAUGGCUUAUGAUGAAAUGACCUCAGACAUCCCAGAACAUAAACACCUGACACCCCAUAGUUACUGGGAUGGGAGAGCCCGAGGCCUUGGGCCAACACUCGAUUGGCCAAUCGUUACUGGGGGUGAGGAAAAUACUGUAUGCUUGAAGGCAGACAGGUACACCACUGAGGACAUUCCUCUUCACGAGUUAGCCCACGGGGUAGCUCAACAUGGCGCCCGUUAUGCCAUUCCUGACUUCGAUGAGCGACUGGAUGCGUUAUAUGCGGCAGCCAAGGCCAGUGGAGAGUGGAACUCGACAUACGCCAUGACCAACAGCGGAGAAUAUUGGGCAGAAGCAACGCAGAGUUUCUUUAAUGAUAAUUUAGGCUCGAAAGUACCCAACAGGGCAGUACUGGAGGAGAAGGAUAUGGGGAUCGUCAAGCUUCUCCAGGAGAUCUGGCCGUGUAAAAACAAGUAUCUCAAAAGAUGCUACAGUUCAAGAGAACUUGAAGACGCACAAGUGUUGAAGAUGAACUGCAAUGGAACGAAGAGUACGGUAUUUACCGUUUCAGAAGAUUGCUUCGACAAAAACCGUGACUGCGAGAAUUGGGCAAAACACGGGGAAUGUACGAGAAAUCCAGUUUAUAUGAAAAGGAACUGCGAAAAAGCCUGUGGGCUGUGCACAUUACCUGCAACCAAGUACAGUGGUAAAGCUAAUAAAGGCAAGAGGGUUGUCGGGAAGCCAAUCCUGACUUGUGGUGAUGUGGCUGCCGACUGUCAGAAUAUCACUUGUACCGCCAACAUCACCUAUGCCAUUCAACAAUGCCGGAAAACAUGCACCAAGUGUAAAUAUUACCUAGAGAAGGACUAUGGGACUUUUAAAGCAUCUAAGGCGGUGGACGAGACCCAGUGUAAAUCAGGAGAUGGCUGGAAAAGAUGCUGGUGGGACGAGGAAUACAAAGCUAGCUCAAAGUGUACCGAGGAUGGAGGAAGGGUUAGGUUAAUUGAUGGCAAGUAUAACUGCGCGUGCAGGUACAAGGGCAAACCUAUGUACACAGAUUGCAGAAAACUAAAGGCAUGAGAAGAAGAUAUGUGACGUCACGGGAAGAAUCGUCAGGAGUUUUGGCAUAUUUUCAAUCGAUUUAGUAGUGAUUGAUUUGGAUCUUAUGAACUGUAAAUCGAUUGAAAUUCAAGAAUA